AUGGCUUCCACGGUGAGCCUGGGUAAAGAACCUUUGUUGGAAGAUGGAAUCCCCCCCGCGAAAAAGCCCAGGAAGCUCUUGCCAAGUCUCAAAACCAAGAAGCCGCAGGAGCUCGCUUUGGUCAUCGGGACGGGGAUCAGCGCCGCUGUUGCUCCCCAGGUGCCGGCGCUCAAGUCUUGGAAGGGGUUAAUCCAGGCCCUUCUGGACGCCGCGGUCGACUUCGAUCUCCUGGAGGAAGAAGAGAGCAAGUGGUUUCAAAAGUGCCUCCACGAAGACAAGAACUUGGUUCACGUCGCCCACGACCUGAUCCAGAAGCUGUCUCCGCGCACGAGCAACGCUCGCUCCACCUUUUUCAAAGAUUGUUUGUACGAGGUGUUUGACGACCUGGAGUCGAAAAUGGAAGAUUCGGGGAAGCAGCUGCUUCAGGCCGUGCUACACCUGAUGGAGAACGGGGCGCUCGUGUUAACCACCAACUUCGACAACCUGCUGGAGCUGUACGCGGCGCACCAGGGCAAGCACCUCGAGUCUCUUGACCUGACCGACGAGAAGAAG
Messenger RNA from Apaloderma vittatum (bar-tailed trogon), 552 nucleotides. It is a transcript of the gene SIRAL1, whose product is annotated as family with sequence similarity 118, member B. The transcript is spliced from 3 exons. The annotation marks the transcript as partial. Lineage: Eukaryota; Metazoa; Chordata; Aves; Trogoniformes; Trogonidae. The record is from RefSeq and is a predicted model, not a curated record.